UAAAUUAACAUCUCGUGUAUUCUUUGCGUGUGGCAGCGACAGAAACAAAAGACCAGAAGGCCACAAAUGGCGAAAUGCCAGAGAAAAGUGACAGUACAAGCGUUUGUUAUGAUUAUUAUUUUUUUGCUCUUUGCUAACAAAGUGUUGUAAUGUCGUAGUAAAAUAAUUAUUUGAUAUACGGGUUUAUUAAAUAUUUCAAAGUUAACAUAACCUGCUAUAAUUUAUUGAAAACUGCUCUAUAUACUUAAACAAUUUCUCAUUGUUAUUAAGCAACGUGAUUGCUUAUAAAAUUUGUAUUUUCAAGGACGAAUUCAGGACAAAUUAAGAGAAUAAAAUUGGUAGAAGGCGGGCAAUCUUUUUUAACUACAAGCCGCGUUACUUCGAUUAUUUUUAAAAAUCUUUAAUAAAACAUUUAAUAGAAAGGUAACUCGACGCUCGUGUAUCAAGUUAUUCUAUAUCAAAAGGAACGCUCAUGAAAAAUGCGUGGAAUUGAAGGCAAAGUGGUGGUGCUGGGUUCACGAGGAGUUGGAAAGACACACCUGAUCACAAAAUAUAUAAAAAACACAUUGCAUAGAGACAUUGGUCCCACGAUAGCGGCGUCCUUCUUUACUUGCAAGGUGCUCUUGGACGACGUAAAAAUCAAAUUACAAAUCUGGGACACAGCUGGGCAGGAGCGCUUCAAAGCCGUCGCACCAAUGUAUUAUCGCAACGCUAAUGCAGCUAUUUUGGUUUUCGAUUUGACACAACAUAAAACAUUUGUCGAUAUCAAGGCGUGGAUACAAGAGCUGCACCGCCACGUACUGGAACCGAUGAUACUCACACUGGUCGGCAACAAGCUCGAUCUGCUAGCACAGCGCACUGUUACACACGAUGAAGCCUACUUGUUCGCCUCGUCCAUCGGCGCUACCUACUUCGAGGCAUCAGCCGAAACGGAUCAGGGGCUCGAACAAAUAUUCCUCUCCACCGCAUUGGGUCUGGUGCGUUUGGCGGAUGAGGGUAAGAGUUGUUCACUGCGCCAGUUCAAUUCGUGUGACUCCAUAUCAGCCUAUACGAACAACAACACCGCCUUAAGCCACACAUGUGCAGCGCUGUCGGCAAAAAACGGCAAUGCGGCUUUUCGUUUGCCAUACGUAGACAUCGGCAUACCCGUGGAUGGUGAUGAUGAGCGCAAAGUGACGGGCGUGGGCAGACUUGAGACGCCUUCUUGGAGCAUUUCACACAUAGCGUUCGGAGAAGAGGAGUCUACCAGCUGCUGUUGGUAAUCCAGAUAUUCACAAAACAUUAUAUCGGCGUGUAGCUUUAAAAGGGGCUAAUUUUAACAACGGAUAGGCGAUUUACUCAUAUAUAUUCUAUAUGUGCUGAGUACGAAUAGUAUUUUUAAGGAAGCAAAAUGUAAAAAUGUUUCAAAAUGUAAAACUAAAAGCAAUUAUAAUGAUAAUUAGACUAAUUCUAUAAUAUACCUGUAAAUAAUAAGUUCCACAAGCCGUUGGUGGGUGGUAGUUCGUCGCGUGAAGACGCGAAAGCGCUCGUGACUAAGCUUAGUUGAUAAGUUGCGCUACUGCCUACUUUUGUACUGAUAUUAAAUAUAAGCGCAUUCGUACGAACCCAUUUUGCAUGAGGAAGUUUUCUAUUCGAAAUCAAUUAUUUUCAAAACGUAAUUUAUUUUUGUUGAGAAUAAACAGUUAUUUGAGGAAUUGCAGUUGUAGCAGUAAUUUAUUGCUUACUGAAGGCAUUAAGACGCUUUUUUUUAUUAGCUUUACUGAAAUGUUUUACAAAACAAUAACAUAAUCAAACCAACACAUGUACAAACGACGACAACAGAGCAUAUGUAUGUAUAUCUUUAAGAGCACUAACCAUCGUCGCAAACAAAAGAGACGUAGGACAAAGACGUAUUCCCAUAUUUGUAAAAAAUCAUUUAUUAAUAUAAAUAUAUUACACCUAGUACAUAUACACCGGUACUUAUAUGCAAGGAGAGAAUAUUAAAGCCAAAUAUAUAAAAUCA
Messenger RNA from Bactrocera latifrons, 2002 nucleotides. It is a transcript of the gene RabX1, whose product is annotated as vacuolar protein sorting-associated protein 21. Lineage: Eukaryota; Metazoa; Arthropoda; Insecta; Diptera; Tephritidae. Gene Ontology annotation, molecular function: GTP binding; GTPase activity. The transcript is spliced from 3 exons. The record is from RefSeq and is a predicted model, not a curated record. Bases 480 to 1262 code for a protein of 260 amino acids.